Phialemonium atrogriseum is the source of this 351-nucleotide messenger RNA. RefSeq lists its product as uncharacterized. The transcript has 2 exons. The record is from RefSeq and is a predicted model, not a curated record. Lineage: Eukaryota; Fungi; Ascomycota; Sordariomycetes; Cephalothecales; Cephalothecaceae. The coding region runs from base 1 to 351 and encodes 116 amino acids.
AUGGGCGCCAAACCCUCAUCUCCCAGCGGCCCCGAGGCCGCAGCGCAGCAGCAGGCACCCCAGAAAUCGCUCUACCGGCGCUACGCCGACGCCAAGAGCGGCCGCAACGCUUCGCUCUCGGACGAGGACGUCAAGAACUGCGUUGUUGGGCGUUGCUGGGCCGAGACGCGGCCCGGCGUCGCGGGGAACCAGGUCGCCGGGAAGAUCGACGCCGGCCCCGCGUCGGGGCUCGGCGGGCUGGCGGCCGCGUCGGGAUAUGGCGGCUGGGGCACGGAUGCGGCUGGGAAGCUGAAGUUCCCGCCGCGGCCGAGGGGGGAGGGGGAGGGGAAGUUGGGUGGGGAGACUGAGUGA